AUGCAGCAACCUACACCAGUUACAAUAAUUCAUGAUAAAUCACAACAAAAUUGGAAACAUCCCAUUGUACAUUAUAUUUUCGAAGAUGAAAUAAUACCAAUUAACAUCACGCAAGAGCAUUGUAUUUUGGUUGGCUUAUCUGAAGAUGGUGAAAAGGUUGAAAACAUGUAUUCUUUGAGUCAUAAUUUUCAAAUAACAGGCUUAAUGUUAACUAUUGAAGGAAUGUCUAAAACGUAA
This is a messenger RNA of Entrophospora sp. SA101, 237 nucleotides long. Lineage: Eukaryota; Fungi; Glomeromycota; Glomeromycetes; Entrophosporales; Entrophosporaceae. The record is from the annotation of a GenBank genome assembly.